AUGCCACGUGCCAAGGAACGCGAACCUAAGGGGGCGCUGUAUGAGGCCCACCUUGGCCUUAGCGGAGACAGCUUAGACAAGGAGAAGGACAUGGCGCGCCAAUUCAUCGAUGCUGUGCGCCGCAAGUCGCGCUACCGCCGCCUGGCGACCACCACGGGGAAACAUCUUGGCUCGGUUCCAGAGUCGGCGGCCGUUGGCGACUGGGUCGUCAUGGUGAACGGCUCGAGGUCGCUUUUUGUUGUGCGGCCUGAAGCUUGUGGAAACUUCUCUGUGGGCCGGCAUUUAAGCCACUUUGCGUCACAUCCGAGCCUCAACCAAAUUGAACCUUAA
Molecule: messenger RNA, 330 nt
Organism: Lasiosphaeria miniovina
Lineage: Eukaryota; Fungi; Ascomycota; Sordariomycetes; Sordariales; Lasiosphaeriaceae
Exons: 3
Coding region: 1-330 (109 amino acids)
Source: RefSeq, a predicted model, not a curated record